AUGAGAAGAGAGAAACAGGAAAAAGGGGCACACAGGAAGGAAGAGCCCCCUACUGUUCCUGCUGCAGUGACUGAGCUCAGGCGGCUGCUGACUGCAGAUUUGACCUUAUAUGGUCAUCCUCAGCUCCCGCCUGUCAGCCUUCCAGACCCAUUUCCUCUUUCCUUCCCAUUGGCUGAAGCACAAGCUUGGCUGGCAUUGUCCGAGCUCAUUUCAUUUACCCAAAGGGCCCAAUGCUCUCAUAACCUAAUAUUUGUCUUUGUUUUCUCUCUGCAGUCGGGCCGUAUUGAUAAGGCCUACCCUACAGUAUGUGGCCACACUGGCCCUGUUCUGGACAUUGACUGGUGCCCUCACAAUGACCAUGUCAUCGCUAGUGGAUCUGAAGACUGCACCGUGAUGGUGUGGCAGAUCCCAGAGAAUGGUUUGGUGACCUCCAUGUCAGAGCCAGUGGUGAUGCUGGAGGGUCAUUCUAAAAGAGUGGGAAUCGUUACCUGGCAUCCCACCGCCCGCAACAUCCUGCUCAGUGCAGGCUGUGAUAAUGUGGUUAUCAUCUGGAAUGUGGGGACGGGAGAGGCCAUGAUUACCCUGGAGGACAUGCACCCUGACAUCAUCUUCAGCGCCUGCUGGAACCGCAACGGCAGUCUCAUCUGCACCGCCUGCAAGGACAAGAAAGUCCGGGUCAUCGACCCUCGCAAGGAGGAGAUCCUUGCGGAGAAGGACAAGGCUCAUGAGGGUGCCAGGCCCAUGAGAGCUAUUUUCCUGUCUGACGGCAAAGUGUUCACCACUGGUUUUAGCCGCAUGAGCGAGAGACAACUCGGCCUUUGGGAUCCGGACAAUAUGGAGGAGCCAGUUUCUGUCCAUGAGAUGGACACCAGUAACGGAGUCCUCCUGCCCUUCUAUGAUCCUGAUACUAACGUGGUCUACCUGUGUGGAAAGGGUGACAGCAGUAUCCGUUACUUUGAGAUCACAGACGAAGCUCCUUUUGUCCAUUACCUCAACACCUUUACCACUAAGGAGCCUCAGAGGGGCAUGGGAUACAUGCCCAAGAGAGGGCUGGAUGUCAACAAGUGCGAGAUCGCAAGGUUUUACAAACUGCAUGAGAGAAAGUGUGAACCUAUCAUCAUGACCGUGCCAAGAAAAUCGGACUUGUUCCAGGAUGACCUUUACCCCGACACGGCGGGUCCGGAUGCCCCCCUGGAGGCCGAGGAAUGGUUUGAAGGGAAGAACGGAGAACCUGUCCUGAUAUCCCUGAAACAUGGAUACAUCCCAGGCAAGAACCGUGAUCUCAAAGUGGUCAAGAAGAACAUCCUAGACAACAAGAUGAGCAAGAAUACAGAGAAUACUGCCCCUGCCGUCAAGACUGCCACCUCCACACCAUCUAUCGUAAGUGGGACUCAUUUGGUUUUACAAACUGCAUGA
This is a messenger RNA of Sinocyclocheilus rhinocerous, 1416 nucleotides long. Its product is annotated as coronin-1C-like. Gene Ontology annotation, molecular function: actin filament binding. Gene Ontology annotation, biological process: actin filament organization; neural crest cell migration. Lineage: Eukaryota; Metazoa; Chordata; Actinopteri; Cypriniformes; Cyprinidae. Bases 1 to 1416 code for a protein of 471 amino acids. The record is from RefSeq and is a predicted model, not a curated record. The transcript is spliced from 11 exons.